Messenger RNA from Emiliania huxleyi CCMP1516, 1989 nucleotides. RefSeq lists its product as hypothetical. The transcript has a single exon. Bases 1 to 1989 code for a protein of 662 amino acids. The record is from RefSeq and is a predicted model, not a curated record. Gene Ontology annotation, molecular function: NAD+-protein-arginine ADP-ribosyltransferase activity. Lineage: Eukaryota; Haptophyta; Isochrysidales; Noelaerhabdaceae.
AUGAUAACUUCCCGGCAUGGCUUUAUGAGCGCCCUCACGCGCCCCAGUCGCUCGCACGUCAAGUCGGAGCGCCGCAGCCAGCAGCACCUCGAGAUUCCCAAGCGCGCCGACACGGGCCAGUCGACGACCGGCAUGCCCGAGCCGCCUGCCAAGGAUGCGGACCUCGAGGCGGCAAUGAGUGCUCCUCCUGUGGCUCCGACGAACCUGGAAAUUCCGCGCGAGAUCGUCGCGUCCUGGGAGCGGGAGGCCGACGCCUCAAAGCCGCAGCAGCGGGAGUGCGGUUGCGACUCAUGGGGGGACUAUGUGAAGCGCGACAAAAUGCUGUCACUUAUGGAUGAUUGCCUCCCAGCAUGCGCAUCCAUCCGGUGCGGCGUGCUGUCACUUAUGAGCAUAGGGACAUGCUGCACGCCAUGCCUUGCCAUUCCGUGCAACUUUGAUAAGGACAUUCUCCUCUGCUGGUUCCAGCCGUGGAGCCCCUACGGGCCUUGCGUCUGUUGCUGCUGCUGGGAGGACACGUACCCGGCCUGGCUCAAGCAGCAGGAGCCCUCUGCCGAGCAGCUCAAACGCCACCGCGACGAGUACGUCAGUAAGAAGACCGCCGAGUACCUCAGCGAGCAGGCGGCCGCGCCGGAGCGCAUUACCGAGCUCGAGCGCAGUCUCGCCUGCGCACGUGCCGACCUGAAGCGGGCUGUGGACAGCGGCUACGCGACUGCAAGCGGUGACAUUGCGUCGGUACGGAAGCAGCUAGAGCACCUGCGGCGUGAGCUCGAUUCGGCUACAGCUACAAAGGAGCGGCAGCUUCAGUCGCUUUGCCAGCAGGAGGAGGCGGCAGCCAAGAAGGGCGACUACACCGCGGCCGAACGGCUGCAGACGGAGCGGAAGCAAAUCGAGUCGACAAACAGCGCCGCCCCUCUGCAGGAUCUGAUCGUGCCGCUUGAGAAGGGAGAGGCACUGCUCGCCAAAGUUGAGGGCCUGGCCACAGAGCUGGCGCAAGCACGGGACACGGCGGCCAAGGUCAAGAGGGAGAGGGCGAGGGCGGCGCGUGCAAGCGCCGAGAGCGACCUCCACCGGGAGAUGUUCAAGGUGGCUGACGAGCUCGGCGGAGUGUUCUCCACAUUGCGCGACAUGAAUGGCGACGCACGCUUCGAGGCCAAGGACCUCGUCUUCGGCAGGCCCGAGCAAGCGGCGCUCGGCGUGGAGCACUACAUGUGCGUCGAUGACGGCGACUUGCGAGCGAAGAUGAACGGUGGUCUUCAGGCCAUCCGCGCAGAGGUUGCCGCCAACGGCACCGACGUCGACAAGGAGUGCCUUGAGUACGUGCUCGACAAGGUGGCGGGAGAUAGCGGCAAGGCGUUUCAGGGCGGACUUUUGCGCGACUGCGAUGCGCAUGGCAACGUGCUGCCGAACCGCCGCGGCAAGCGGCUCGCCGAUUUCGUCGCCGACCCAAAGGCGCAGGUGGCCAAGUUGAACGAGGCGCACAUUGCAGCGCUGCGCUUCUACACCACCGCAGCCUUCAGCACCAUCAACAACGGCCUGCGUGACCAGGCCCGCUACAAGGCCGAGCGACCGCAUCAGUUCCCCGUGACUGUGGCCUUCAUUGCGGAAGGGCUCAAGAGGCUGCGAACGGUGGCUGGCAAGUCGACGGAGGCUAACAAGGAGGUCACUCUUUACCGCGGCAUGAAGGGCAUGAAGGUGCAAGACAACUUUCUGCAGCGAGGCAAGGGCGGCACCGAGCUCGCGCCGAUGUCAACGACCUCGUCCCUCAAGGUUGCGAUGCUGUACUCGGCGUCCGAAGACUCGCUUCUGCUGCGUGUCCUCUCCAAGAACUUUAUGGUGCGAGGCCCGGACAUCUCGUUCCUCUCCGCCUUCCCCGCGGAGCAGGAGUUUCUGUUCCCGCCGCUCACAUACCUGGAGCCCACCGGCGACGUGCAGAAGCUGCGCGUCGACGACGCCACCUUCACCGUCAUCGACGUGCGGCCGCAGCAGUAG